AUGUUGCCAUUGCUGCUAAUUCUACCUGUCAUUAUGGCGGACUCAUUUUGGAUGACUGCCGAAUUGUUGAGAGUUGACUGGAGUGAGGGAUGUCUAACCACCGCCGGUUGUUCUCAUCCCAGAUUUGAGGCAAGUUUUGAGGAAAUACUUGGAGAUAUGCUCCCACUUACCGAAGAGAUCGCUAUCAGUUGGCCUAUUUCUGAGCAUUUCGUUCAGGAUACCUCGCGCUCAUUCGUAUCCCAUUGGGCAAAAGGUAAGCCGGAAGAUCUGAAGCUCAGGUGCCAGGUGCUUGGCACCGAUCCUCUUUAUGGUUUUCCGAGAGUCUGCGACCAUACCGCUUCAAUAAGCGCCUUUCCGGAUGGAAAUGACGAAUUAUUGGAAAGAAGGCGACGUCAGGCCACGACUACGAGUACAGCAUUACCAGAAGAGGAAUUGGGCAAGAGGUUGAUUGAAAUCCAGGCCAGGUGUUUUAACGCCACUGUGGCAGUGGAGAAGCACACGGAGAGAUGUCCGUGGUGCCCGGAUCCAGCGGAUGUGGCUCUAAUCGAACAGAGGUUGCCAGAAGAUCCGUCGUCUGCCUAUUCAACUUCAUUUUUCUCUCAGUUGAAAAGUGAUGACAAGAUCUUGCAUGCUUCCGUGUUGAUACUAGCAGGAAUCUCUAUUCUGACGUCAUUGGGUUUUGCUUUUGCACUUGUUGCUCUUCUUCGACAAAAAAGGUCUCAUCGCCAGCUCUCCGUUAAGCCACGCUAUCAACCAUACUCUCCUUCUAGUCGCAAAACUUCUGAAGAAGAGAAUAGAUACGAUAUGCCAUGGGAACAAACACUUCCGCUCACUUACUGCCUAUCCUCUUCAUCUAAAUCGACUACGACAUCACCGCUGGACUCGACGUCGUCAUUUGGUGCAUCGUCGGUUGAUCCAUACAGCUUCCGUCCCGGGUGCACCAUAGCGCAGACACAUCUUUACCAUCAUAUCUCCCCAAAUGCUUCCACAACAGCUGGACUUGACUCUGGACUGGGAUCAGUGUAA
Cylicocyclus nassatus is the source of this 1026-nucleotide messenger RNA. NCBI's taxonomy places the organism in Eukaryota, Metazoa, Nematoda, Chromadorea, Rhabditida, Strongylidae. The record is from the annotation of a GenBank genome assembly.